AAGUCUAAAAGCUAGUUGGUUUUCAUUGUUCAGAAAAAAUUCAAACCGCAUAGCCACGUUGCUCUGCAUCGCAUUCCAGUUUUCCACUUUCCAAUACCACCUCGAUAAACACUUCCACUCCCCAAGUUCAAACUUCAAAUCCACAACAUCAGCAACAACAUCCAUUCUUCUUCUUUCUUCUUCUUCUUUUCACACCAAACUCACUCUCUGCAACUCCUUGUUGCCAAAACAAGAAGAAAAAGAAAAAUGCCUGUUCGGCUAACCUUUUUUCUCAGUGUAAUACAAAUUAUCACUAUCAUAACUUUUCCACUAUCUUCUUCUCUAACCCCAGACGGACUCUCUCUCCUAGCUCUCAAAGCCGCCAUAGACUCCGACCCGACUCACGUCCUCGACUCCUGGUCCGACUCCGACCCAACCCCAUGCCACUGGCCCGGCAUUGUUUGCGCUCGCAACCGCGUCACCACCCUUUUCCUCCCUAACAAGUCCUUCUCCGGCUACCUCCCCUCCGAACUCGGCUUCAUCAACUCGCUCCGCCGACUCACUCUCUCCCACAACAACUUCUCCAACACCAUCCCUUCCCAUCUCUUCAACGCCACAACUCUUCUCAUCCUCGACCUCUCUCACAACUCUCUCUCAGGUCCAAUCCCACCUCAAAUCGCUUCCCUCAAAACCCUUCGCCACCUUGACUUGUCCUCUAAUUCCCUCAAUGGGUCUCUCCCUAGCUCUCUCUCCGACCUCCAAAACCUCACCGGAACUCUCAACUUGUCCUUCAACAAAUUCUCCGGCGGAGUCCCAGCGUCUUACGGACACUUUCCGGUGAUGGUGAAUUUGGAUCUCCGGCAUAAUAAUCUCACCGGCGAGAUUCCUCAGGUUGGGUCUUUAUUGAACCAGGGUCCCACUGCUUUCUCUGGAAACCCUAGUCUCUGUGGGUUUCCGUUAGAAACUCCAUGUCCGGAAGCUCAAAACCCUAAUGUUUUUAAAAGUCCCGAAGAGCCUCCGAGAAAACCAGAAAAACCUAACCCAAGUUUCAAGAAAGACGGUACUCCGAAUUCCGUACGGGUCGUAUCGGUCGUUUCGGUGGCGGUGGUGUGCGUUAUUUCGGUUUCGGUUUUGGUUUCGGUGCUUGUGUUUCGGAGGAAAUGGAAGGGCAGUGGUGGGGAGGGCAAAAUGGGAAGAGAAAAGUUGGAGGAGUAUGACGAGGGGUUCAGGAGUAAUUUCGAAGAGGAGGAAGGGCAAAAGGGUAAAUUCGUGGUGGUGGACGACGAGGGGUUUAAUUUGGAAUUAGAGGAUUUGUUGAGGGCAUCGGCGUACGUGGUGGGAAAAAGUAGGAGUGGGAUAGUGUAUAAAGUGGUUUCUGGGAGAGGAUCCAAUGCGGCGGUUCCUACGGUUGUUGUGGCCGUUCGGCGAUUGAGUGAAGCUGCUGAUGCCACGUGGCGGUUCAAGGAGUUUGAGUCUGAGGUGGAGGCUAUUGGUAGGGUCCAACACCCUAAUAUCGUACGGCUGAGAGCUUAUUACUAUGCAAAUGAUGAGAAGCUGUUGGUUAGUGAUUAUAUUCGCAAUGGGAGCUUGUACACUGCGCUACAUGGUGGUCCUGGUCCUUCCAAUUCUUUGCCUCCGCUUACAUGGGCAACAAGGUUAAAAAUUGCUCAAGGAACAGCUAGAGGUUUAAUGUACAUCCAUGAGUUUAGCCCCCGAAAAUAUGUUCAUGGCAACAUAAAAUCAACAAAAAUCCUUCUUGAUGAUAACCUCCAGCCUUACAUUUCCGGUUUUGGACUCACCCGUCUUGUUUCAAGUACCUCUAGAUUUACCAAUUCAUCAUCCAAAAAGGAGAACUCUAACCAAACCAUCUUUACCUCUUCAUUGGAUUCAAGAAUUUCAGCUUCCUCUAACAUGUACUUGGCACCUGAGGUUCGAAUGCCUGGCAACAAGUUCACUCAGAAAUGUGAUGUUUACUCUUUUGGUAUUGUGAUGUUGGAGAUGUUGACUGGUAGGCUGCCAGAUGCAGGACCAGAAAACAAUGGUAAGAUGCUAGAGAGUUUUGUGAGGAAAGCGUUUCGAGAAGAACACCCCCUAUCUGAGGUCAUAGACCCAGCACUUCUGCCUGAAGUGUAUGCAAAGAAGCAAGUUGUUGUAGCAUUUCAUAUUGCACUAAAUUGCACUGAACUUGAUCCAGAGAUGCGGCCUAGGAUGCGAACAGUUUCAGAGAGUCUUGAUAGUAUAAAAUCACAGUGAAGAAAGUGAAGAACAUUGUAGAAUUUUGGUUCUUGUUGCUGAUUUUUGAUGUUGAAGGUGUUUGGUUUGUUAGCAGUCCAUGGUUGGAGGGGCAUUUGGGUGUACAUUUUCCCGAAAAUGUUUUUGUAAGCCAAAAUGCGUUAAGAUUCUCCUGAAAUAUGGAGAAUGUGCGGGGGAGUUAAUUCCAAACACUAUUCCUAGCAGGUUUGCAAUGAAUGUGUAUCAAUCCAGCCAAUUUGUAAUUAAUGUUUCAGGAUAUUUGACCCUUGAUCUCGUCUAA
This is a messenger RNA of Quercus robur (English oak), 2512 nucleotides long. Its product is annotated as receptor protein kinase-like protein ZAR1. Lineage: Eukaryota; Viridiplantae; Streptophyta; Magnoliopsida; Fagales; Fagaceae. The transcript is spliced from 2 exons. Gene Ontology annotation, biological process: protein phosphorylation. The coding region runs from base 247 to 2232 and encodes 661 amino acids. Gene Ontology annotation, molecular function: protein kinase activity; ATP binding; protein binding. The record is from RefSeq and is a predicted model, not a curated record.